This is a messenger RNA of Orbilia oligospora ATCC 24927, 801 nucleotides long. RefSeq lists its product as uncharacterized. The coding region runs from base 1 to 801 and encodes 266 amino acids. The transcript has 2 exons. The record is from RefSeq and is a predicted model, not a curated record. NCBI's taxonomy places the organism in Eukaryota, Fungi, Ascomycota, Orbiliomycetes, Orbiliales, Orbiliaceae. Gene Ontology annotation, molecular function: phosphatase activity. Gene Ontology annotation, cellular component: cytoplasm.
AUGCCACCACGACUGAUCCACCUCGUCCGCCAUGCCCAAGGCUACCAUAACCUUAAUUGGCAACACCAUCUUCGCGAUCCGACCCUAACCGACCUCGGUCACUCUCAAUGCCAAAUCCUCGCCUCUAAUUUCCCCUACCAUAACUCCAUAACCCAUAUCAUCUGUUCCCCAUUAAAACGUACCAUUCAAACCACUCUCGAGUCCUUCUACCCAACCAUUACCCGCCUUGUCUCAGAAAACGAGGACUUCAAAAUCCGCGCAGAUCCUUAUUUUCAAGAAAAUGGAGAAUGGGAAUGUGAUUUAGGUUCCACUAUCCCAGAAGUUCAAAAGUUCUUGUCAACCAUUGUUGACAAGGAGAACGUUAAGGAGGGUACCCCUCGUGGGUAUGAACAUCAAUCCCAUCUUGAUUUCUCCGAAGUCAGAACUUCAACCCCAGAAUGGCCUGAAAAGAGAGGAAUAUUCGCAGCACGAAACGUAGACAAGCGUGGAACGUAUGCUCGAAACUUCUUAUUCGAGAAUUAUAACGAAGAUGAAGAAGUCAUCAUUGUUAGUCACGGCGGGUAUCUACACGUCUUGACUGAAGACUGGGAGAGCUACGAUGAUAUCAAGGGUACCGGGUGGGAAAAUACCGAAAGGAGGAGUUUUGUAUUGAAAAAGAACGAAGAAGGCAAGGUGAAACUCGAAGAAACGGAGGAGAGUAUAAAGAAUAGACGGGCUCAUCAUGCUGAAGGGGAUACGGAUAGUGGCACAGAAAGAAGGGAGACAGAGGUUGCAGGUCACCAUGGUAAUUCGAAAAACUAA